This is a messenger RNA of Harpegnathos saltator (Jerdon's jumping ant), 2131 nucleotides long. RefSeq names its product paired amphipathic helix protein Sin3a. The coding region runs from base 472 to 1419 and encodes 315 amino acids. Gene Ontology annotation, molecular function: transcription corepressor activity. Gene Ontology annotation, biological process: regulation of DNA-templated transcription. The transcript is spliced from 7 exons. The record is from RefSeq and is a predicted model, not a curated record. Lineage: Eukaryota; Metazoa; Arthropoda; Insecta; Hymenoptera; Formicidae.
GAGAGAGACGAGCAAACACACUUCCAAAUAUCUCCUCAGUGCUCUCUGGGACCAUCAUGAAAUAUACACCUACAUGUAUAUGUAUAUGUAUAAAGAAUUUUAUUAAGUCGUGCCGGCGUCCGACGCAUUGUUCUUUCCUCUGAUUCUUUUUGGGGCUGGAAUUGUACACCACCGCAGUACACGUGAGUGCUGUGUAAAUCUGUUCUACUUGCGGUUCGACGAAACGUAGCAUCCUACCAGCACUAGCGACCAUUAAAUUCAAGCACUUAUCGCUAAAUGCAGCAAGCGACCCAUGAGAUGGUACAUGUAAUGGUUUAAAAUAACAGUUGAAAUUAACGGUGGAAUCAGCAUUGUCGCAUCUGCCCGAUUCGAUCUGACGCAGCUAGAAAAAUUUCAAAAGCUGUACCAUUUAAUCUGCCAAAGCCUAACAAUAGUCUGUUAACGCGAUUGUUAUCGACGGCGUGGGUCAAAAUGAGUGCCUCUGAAGAAGGAUCCGGUGUUACGCGUAACGACGACAGCGUAAAUAACAACAAUGACUUGCACAUUGAAGCAGAUAGUGAUCAUAACAUGGAUUGCCAGCUUGUGUCAGAUUCGGAGAUUCAAACACACAUGCAGCAGCAAUCGAUAAUAACGGUUAAAGUGCAUUUAACUAACGUGAAGGCGCCUACAUCCCUUCAGUACGAUCCUAGUUUCAACAGUUCAAGUGACUUCUCAAAUUUGCUCUCUACAGAUAAGGAAAGUAUUUUAAACUACAUGGAAGAGGUGGAACAGACAUUUAUCAAUAAACGACAGGUGUACGAAGACUUUAUUAUAAUUUUGAAGAGUCUUUAUGAGAAGCGCUUAAACCUCCCGUCUUUCAUGACCCAAGCGAUUCACAUGUUCAAGGCUUAUCCUGAGCUCAUCGUUUGCCUCAAUAUCUUUAUUACGCAGUGCAAAAUAGAAGUGAUGCUGAGUGACGGAAGACGUAUUACCGGUAUGCAACCACGAGACUCUAUUCACAGCCCUGUGCUAUCGCAGGAUUGUGAUCUGAAGAAAAUUGCCGAAUUCAUCAUGAUUCACUCACGCGUUCAAUUUAAGGAGGAACCACCAGUUUCGCAAACCAUGCAAACAAUGCAAACAACACAAACGAUGCAAAAAAGUCAAGAGAGUGGUGCAACGUACGAUGCCAAAAAAAGUGAAACUUACAUAAAUCUCCAAAGUACGUUGGAUUAUAUAGACAAAGUAAAGUAUCGCUUCUGCAACCAACCAGAAAAGUACGAAUGUUUCGCAAAGAUAUUGAGCGGGUAUGCAGUUAAGCAAAAGGGUAAGCAUGGAACGGCUGAAUUGAAAGAGGCACGGAUGAAGGUAUACAGAGAUGUUAUGCAACUUCUGGAAAAUCAUAAAGAUUUGCAAGACGAGUUUGAAAAAUUUUAUAAAUGAAGUAAAAAGAAAAACAUUGCCAAGAGUCGCCUACACGUUCGACGUCUCUCUCUAUUUCUUUUUCUCUGCGCGCAGUGGAUUGCAUGAUUGUAAUCAAUAUUAGCACUACUUAAGAAAUUAUAUAAAAUUAUUCGUUGCCUUUAAGCACCGAAUCCAAUUUUAAAGUGAAACGCAAUAUUAAUCAGACACAUAAUGUUCAAAGAAUGCGCUUUUUAUAUCAUGACGAAAAUUAAUUUAGUGCCGCUAAAAAUAUAACGAUGUUAUAUUUUUUGCAAUAAAUACUUAGGUAAUUAUUUAAACUACGUGAUUGAUGCCUUCUAAACUAGUGAAAACUAUAACAUGACUAUAGUAUCACUUUAUUCUAAACAAUGUAAAAUAUUAUGUACAAAUAGGCAAUGUACAGAAUGUUCCUAUGAAAAAAUAAGACAUGAUCCUAAUAAUUGAGGAAUUUUGGUUAGAUUUACGCGAGUCUCAUUGAUUACUGCAGGGAUUAUAUUAAACUUUAUAAAACGCGGCAUGUGUAAUUGUAAAAUAAUCAACUCAAAAAUGCACAUUUGUAUACGGCACUUAUCUGAAAAAUACUAAUUUACGUUUAAAUUGUUGACAACACUGCCGCUGAAAUUACGAUAUGCUCGCGAAUGUAGGUCGUACAUAUUUGAUUGGAUAAUAUUGCGUGUGUAUCAGCAGCGUAAUAAAUGAAUGUUUCAUAAUA